UAAAAAACAAAACAAAGAAAAAGGAAUAGAUAAAGCAUGCCUUGUCCGACUUCCUUAAGAAUAAGAAAGCAUCUUUCGCUUCCUUUUUUAGGUUCUUUUAUUCUUCCAGAGUAUAAAUACCAAAAACCCUUUGGAAGCUGAUUCCUCUCUUUGCUCCCCGGUCUCGCGCCUCUACAAGAUCCACAAAAACCCUAGAAACCGCCUAACAACCCCUACAAAGGGAGGUGAGAGAAAGAAAGAGCAACCAAAAAAAAGAAAAGCGAUUUGAACCAAAAAAAGAAAAAUUCACAUAAACAAGAUCAGAAAGAAGCACUCUCUUCUCUCUCACCUCUCUUAUUUUUUGGCGAUUCGAAUCUAAAAAACUCAGGUAAGAUAUCGGCAAUGGCAUCUGCAGAACAACAAGUCCCAACUGGAAUUACAGCUCCUACUGCCGAUGUUGUCGGUAAUGCCUUUGUUCAUCAAUACUACCUUAUCUUACAUCAAUCCCCUGCGCUGGUUCACCGAUUUUACCAUGAUAGCAGCAAACUUGGACGUCUUGAAGAAAAUGGUGUCAUGAGUAUCACAACAACUAUGCAGGCCAUUGAUGAGAAGAUACUCUCCCUUGGUUAUGGAGAAUUCACGGCAGAGAUAACAACUGUAGAUGCACAAGACUCUCACAAUGGGGGAGUACUUGUUCUUGUCACUGGGUAUUUAACUGGAAAGGAUAAAGUGAAGCGGAAGUUCACUCAGAGUUUCUUUUUGGCACCUCAAGACAAAGGCUAUUUUGUUCUAAAUGAUGUAUUUAGAUAUGUUGAUGAGGCCAAACAUCAAAGUGGGAGCCAGGACCCAGUUAAUAAUAUUGAAGCUUCUCUUACUCCGGAGCAGGAUCCUUAUCCUGCUCCAGAGAAUCGCAUUGAGCAACCACCUACAUUGCCAGAAGAAGCUAAUGGGCCAGAAGCGUACAAUCCUUCUGAUAAUGGAGAUGGUUCUAUCGAAGAAGAGGAAGCACCAGUGGCUGAGGUUGUUGAUGAGAUUCCUGAUGAUUCACAGAUGGUCGCCGACUCGAACUCCAAAAUCGAGGAAGUGCCAAAGAAAUCAUAUGCAUCUAUUGUGAAGGUUAUGAAGGAGAAUGCGGUUCCUUUAUCAGUCCCUACACAUUCCCCUGUGAAGUCUGCAGUUAAGAGCCAUGAACAACCUGGAACUACUUCACCACCUACUGCUCCAGUCCCAGCAUCUGACGCACAGAUAUCUAGCAACAAUGUUACAGAAAAUGGGAAUAACCAAGAUGUGGAAGCUGAGGGUCCCUCCAUUUACGUCAAAGGUCUGCCCUUGAAUGCUACACCCAGCAUGCUGGAGAAUGAGUUUAAGAAGUUUGGACCUAUUAAGACUGAUGGUAUUCAAGUUCGAAGUCAGAAGGGAUUCUGUUUUGGUUUUGUGGAAUUUGAAGUGGCAAGUUCUGUGCAAAGUGCUAUAGAGGCUUCACCUAUUAAUAUUGGUGGACGUAAAGCAGUUGUUGAAGAAAAGCGAUCUACCUCACGAGGGAACAAAGGUCGGACUUCAUCUGGUUCUGGGGCUGGAUACAGAAAUGAGGGAGCAAGAGGGCGUGGAAACUAUGGUGGUGGCAGGGGCUAUAGCCGUGGUGAGUUUGGUAAUCGGCCAGAGUAUGGAAACAGGAGCAACAAUCGAGGAGGAUAUUCCAACCGCGGAGGUGAUGGAUAUCAGAGGGGUGAGCACAUGGGGAGUAAUGGUGGCCGUGUGAACCGCUCUGGUGGACUAACUGUUAAUGCAGCAGCCAAAAACGUGGCACCAAGCGUAUCUGCCCCUGCUUGAAGAAAUUAAUCUUGUGGAGUGAUCAAAGAUAACUUUCGGUUUGUAGUGUAAUGAUUUAUGGAAUUGUUGCAUAGCGUUAGAGGAAAGCACUCAAUAUGCUUUGCAGUAGAGUUUAUCUGAGAUUUGUUUAUUAGGGUUUUCUCGUCCCCUUUGGUCCAUUUUCACUUUUAUAAUAUAUACUGAAAGGUUUUGGGUGGUGAUGGACAGUAGAUUAAAUUCUUGUUUACUAUAGGCUUCUGGGGACAUUCUAUUUUGGGAGAUCUUCCUUUAAUUGAUGGUUUUUGCCUUUGUUGCUUUUUGAACAGAAGAUGCAUCCGUAAC
Molecule: messenger RNA, 2130 nt
Organism: Durio zibethinus
Lineage: Eukaryota; Viridiplantae; Streptophyta; Magnoliopsida; Malvales; Malvaceae
Product: nuclear transport factor 2-like
Cellular component (GO): cytosol; ribonucleoprotein complex
Molecular function (GO): mRNA binding
Source: RefSeq, a predicted model, not a curated record